Messenger RNA from Perkinsus marinus ATCC 50983, 1245 nucleotides. RefSeq lists its product as hypothetical. The transcript has a single exon. The record is from RefSeq and is a predicted model, not a curated record. NCBI's taxonomy places the organism in Eukaryota, Perkinsozoa, Perkinsida, Perkinsidae. Bases 1 to 1245 code for a protein of 414 amino acids.
AUGGACGACGACUUAUCAACAGCCAAUGCAGUUGCAGCUGUAUGUGGUCUGACUGGCCACCUCGGAAUAGAUGGGAGUGGAAGCGGAGUGAACCCCGACGACCAAGCCGCUGUUGCUGCUCUGGCGGCUGCUGCGACCAUGGAGAGCUUUUCGCAAUCGAUGCUCUCUCAAGCGGCGGCAGUCGCAGCUACCACCUCACCUCCACCUCGUAAGAAGCAACGCCAUAGAAUUCAUCAACAUCGUGAUAGUGGUGUUGGUGCUGAUAUAGAACUUCCUGGCAUCCCUCUUCCCAAGGGGGUUCAACGCUCCAGGAAAGCAUUUGUUGGUGGUUUCUGCAGUAAAGGAAGGAGGUUCUCCGGUCCCACUCGCAAAACUGUCGAAGAAGCACUUUCUGAUCGCCUUCGUCUCGAGCAACUGGGAGGUGACAUCGCAGCUCUGGAAGCUCUGUCGGCUGAACUACGGGCUGAGGUUGAUGACGGUGACGGGCGUCGCAGUCGGGGCAGGAAGCGUCAAGAUAAUGGUAUUCCUGUUGAACAUCAUCAUCAUGGUGGACUGCCCAACUCCUCAACUCUAUUGAAGAUGCGCAGAGACGCCUUACAGAGUCAACAAGCUGCCGAGGCCGCCGCUGCCGCCGCUGCCCUUUGUGGUGUCGGUCCUGAGGGAGCCGGGGAAACCCUGCACACUCCAGCAGCACAACAUUUGCCAGAAGGUGUUAUGCUCAUCUCUAUCGGUGGUUUGGGUAACGCAUUCGUAGCCUAUCAGAGAGCUCCUACAGCUGAUCGAAUACACAUUCUGGGCCCACCGAGACGGACCAUCGUAGCGGCUGGGGACGACUACCAGGCUGCGAUCGGUUUGACUACCCCUCCUACUACUACACGAGGCAACCGACCGAUCAACGAGAGUAUUCUGAUUUGCUCUGGUAUAGGUCGUGUCGUGAGCCUUAUAUCAGAAGAUGAGCUCACUAGUGCCUAUGUCGGCAUUAUCAUCGUCAGUGGGGAAUCUUGUUACCCUGUAGGGCCUAUAAGGGAGACCACUACGGAGGCUAAGAACGACUUGGAUCAUGCUAGUGGUGGUAUAUUGACGGCAUCAGUGAAGGCGAUCCCACAGCCGCAUGAUGAGCCCCACAUGCUGGACUUUGGCGAACCGCAAGUUGUGGAUAUUGAUGUGCAUUCGGGGGAAGACGACCAUCGUGGUGAAGGAUCUGAUCCUACAGUGUCGUCGGGACUCGACUCUGAAUGGGUUUAA